AUGAGCGAAGCAAUAACGAAGGUGUCCUCCAUAAUCGUCCUACGAGAUUUUCAGGAACGAAUGAGGAAAAGAAAGUCUUUUAAAUUGGUUCCUUAGAUCAAAGUAGCAUUUUUGCGCAUGAAACACAUGUGCGAGUUGUCGAUCAUCUGUAUUCAUCUUUGCGUCGGAUCGUUAAUGAAUAUAUUUCUACUGACAUGCCCUCGGUAAAAUUCUCUUUCAUUUUCUAAAGCAAAAUUUAUUGCUUCGACUAAGAUGCGUUAAUCGAAUGGAAGACGUGUAAAGAAGCUCACAGAAAGAGCUGAAACGGCACAUCUCAACCAACUUACCGACUACGUGCGCAGGAUUACGUUAGAUGGUCGUGCUGCAAGCUUGGUUGAAAGGCGCAAAUAUGCCAUGGUCAAAUAACCCCUUUUCCGAUGGAUAUGUGACCCUUUACGGGUUUUGAAAUGUUUGCGACUACAAUAACAAAACGUAAAGAGAAGAGCUCGGCAAUGUAAGAGAAAAAGGUAUUAAGACGGACAUGACAAUGCUGCAAUUCGUGAGAGUGCUGGUUGCGAGUUUGAUUAUCGCUUCUGCUGUAGGCGAUGAAAUAAAAAAUGUUCUUCUAUUGUUGGCCGAUGAUGCUGGCCUAGAAAUGGGAGCCUAUCUGAAUAAGUUUAGCCAAACAGCGAAUCUAGAUGCUUUAGCUCGUCGAGGCCUUUUAUUUAACAAUGCUUUCACUUCAGUCAGCAGCUGUUCGCCAAGUCGGGCUCAAUUGUUAACUGGCCAAGCCAGCCACUCAAAUGGAAUGUAUGGAUUGCAUCAUAGUGUUCAUAAUUUCAAUGUCUUGCCGAAUAUACAAUCUCUGCCAAAUGUCUUAAGAGAAAAAUCGAACGGUCAUAUUCUAAGCGGUAUUAUUGGUAAAAAGCAUGUCGGCGCUGCCGAUCAUUUUAGAUUUGAUUUUGAAGAAACCGAAGAAAAACAUCCCAUUAAUCAGAUUGGCCGUAACAUCACCAACAUCAAAUUGUAUACGAGAGAAUUUCUGCGGCAAGCAAAAACGCAGGCGAAACCGUUUUUCCUAAUGAUAGGUUUUCAUGAUCCCCAUCGUUGCGGUCAUGUAACACCGCAAUACGGUGAAUUUUGCGAACGCUGGGGCACGGGCGAAGAGGGCAUGGGCACAAUUCCAGAUUGGAAGCCCAUUUAUUAUGACUGGCGGAACUUGGACAUACCCGCUUAUUUACCCGUAACUGAUGUGGUGCGAAAAGAGUUGGCCGCCCAAUAUAUGACCAUUUCACGUUUGGAUCAGGGUGUUGGCUUGGUUUUAAAAGAGCUGGAAAGCUUUGAUUUCGCAAACAACACUUUAGUUAUGUACACUUCAGAUAAUGGCCCACCAUUUCCGGCGGCCCGUACUAACCUAUAUGAGCGUGGUAUAAAGUCACCGUUUAUUUUGGCCUCGCCUAAUGCCGAAGAUAGACAUCACGAGACCACUGGUGCUAUGGUCUCACUAAUGGAUGUAUAUGCUACCGUAUUGGAUGCCUUUCAAUUAUCGCUCAAUAAUUCCGCAUUUUCAUCCAAGUCACUUAUGCCUUUGCUACGCAAAGAGCCUCGACCGCAGGAAGACGAUGCGGUUUAUGGUUCUCACAGCUAUCAUGAGAUCACUAUGGAUUAUCCAAUGCGCAUGAUACGUACACGACAAUACAAAUUGAUUCAUAAUUUGAAUUAUUGGUCGUACUUUCCUAUUGAUCAAGAUUUCUAUACUUCGCCAACAUUCCAGCAAAUACUCAAUGCUACUCUUCAUCGUGACAACUUGCCCUGGUAUCGUUCACUACAAUCAUAUUACGAACGGCCUGAAUGGGAGUUAUAUAAUAUAAAAUCCGAUACCAUGGAACGUCACAAUUUAGCAGAACAGCCUGAGUAUAAGAAUGUGUUAAAAGUGUUGAAACAACGUUUACACGAAUGGCAAGCGAGCACUAAUGAUCCAUGGCUUUGUGCACCGCAUGCUGUUUUACAAGCCCAAGGAAUCUAUAAAGACAAUCCCGUUUGCCUUACUUUAGGUCAUGAGAGCUUAUGAAAUUGUUAAGCUUUACUUUUAGACUAUCUCAAGUUGAAAAAAUAAUAUGAGAAAUUUAUUUUUAAGAAAGUGUAAUAAAAACUUGAAACACUU
Messenger RNA from Glossina fuscipes, 2143 nucleotides. RefSeq names its product N-sulphoglucosamine sulphohydrolase (gene Sgsh). The transcript has 2 exons. The record is from RefSeq and is a predicted model, not a curated record. The coding region runs from base 521 to 2050 and encodes 509 amino acids. Lineage: Eukaryota; Metazoa; Arthropoda; Insecta; Diptera; Glossinidae. Gene Ontology annotation, molecular function: arylsulfatase activity.